AGCCCUGUCGGUCAAAUAUUCAAAUAUUUCCUCCCAGUCUGUAGGUUGUCUUUUCAUUUUGUUUAUGAUUUCAUUUGUUGUACAAAACUUUAUCAGUUUUUAGGUCCCAUUUGGUUUUUUUGCUUUUGUUUCUGUUGCCUUGGGAGACUGAUCUAAGAAAACAUUGGUAUGAUUUAUGUCAGAGAAUGAACAGAAUAUUUUCCUAUGUUCUCUUCUAGGGGUUUUAUAGUGUUGUGUCUUUAUAGUGUUGUUUACGUCUUUAAGCCAUUUUGAAGUUAUUUUGCGUAUGGUGAAAGAGUGUGUUCUAACCUCAUUGAUUUUCAUGAAGCUGUCCAGUUUUCCCAGUACCACUUGCUGAAGAGAUUGUGUUUUCCUCAUUGUAUAUUCUUACCUCCUUUGUCAAAGAUUAAUUGACCAUAGGUGUGCAGAUUUAUAUCUGAGCUCUCUAUUCUGUUCCAUCGAUCCAUGUAUCUGUUUUUGUGCCAAUACCAUGCUGUUUUAAUUACUGUGGGUUUGUAGUACUGUCUUAAGUCUUGGGAGGGUUUGCCUCCUACUUUGUUCCUUUUCCUCAGGAUUGCUUUGGCAAUUCUGGUCUUUUAGGGUUACACAUAGAGGUGACACUUAACAUUAAAGCAAAGGAGGUGAUUUAUUAUGUGGCCAUGACUUAUGCUACAAACACUUCCUCCUCCUUCAGGGUGAGCGGGAAGUUCACCCAUCGACUCGAAUGGUGGGCAGCUGGAAGGGAGUGGUGCAUCACGUUUGUGAAUUUUCCUAAGAUAACAACUGGAAGAAUUUUAACAUUUAGAAUGAAUAGAAAACAAUCUGAUUAGCAGACAGGAAGCUGUGACUUUUUAAGUCUUUGAGCUCUGAUUACUUGAUAACCUUAGUUUUCUUAUAUCCUUUCACCCUUUCUAAUCUUCUAUGGCAAAGCCUGUAUCAGAUUUCCUGUAUUUCAGAGCUCUUACCCCACCUGAACACUUCAGAGCAAAUACCAUUUAUUACGGAAGGGGCUUAGCCCCAGCCUUCAAGGCUGGUCUCACAAAGUCAUAUGACAUUUUCUCCUGGUAGGUAAAUUGUAUCAACACAUUUAACAGCAGAUUUAAGAAGCUCUUUUCACCUCUCUAAAUAUAAGGAGUUUUAUCACUCAUCAGAAAAAUAGUAUUUGACUAUAAUCUGAAUUCCAUCUAGUUUCUGAUGGGUCACUUCAAAUUCCCCAAGCUUCAGAAAUUUACUUUGGUUUUUGAAAAGAGGAAUAAGGUUUCUAUGUUUGCUAAAAUGCUUCCCAUAAAAAAGAGUCCCCCAAGGGAGCUAUUACUAUCUCAGUUAUACAAAAUAAUCACCAAAUAUAUACUUUAGAAUAAGAUGAGCUUGCAUCAUGGGAAAGUGAAUUGUUUAAAGAAGGAGCAAGAUAUAUCGGGGGGAAUUCCCAUUAGCACAAUUGAAAGUAUGAAGAAUAUACUGAGCUUGCAACUAUGGUGCUGGCCAUUCUGCUUUUAGGUUGCUCGAGUCAUUUAAAUCUUGGCUUUAUAAGCAAAGGCUACAACUUCACAGUCUUUUUGGGUUUGCUGACAUAAUGAUCUACUCCAGGCUGGGUGCAGCCUGAGCCACUGUGCUCUCUGACGCUGUAUUUGAAAGGUGGGGAGGGUGCAGCUGUGCGGCCCCCCAGACACCUGAGUCCAGAAUAUUGCUGAAUUUUGCUUCAUUUCUGUGCUCUGUGGAAAGCUGGAAGUGCCCCAACUCUCUCUUGGGUUUGGCUUCCUGUUCACAUGUUUUCUGGUCUCAUGUCAUUGUGCAUGAAGUAAUAGUCCCACAUGCGUGCACCAUCCACAAGGCAAGAUUUGUGUAGUUCAGUGUGAAGUUUUCUAAUGAGGACAUUUUGGACCUUCCAACAACUCCUUAGGGAAAGCAGUUGGGAACUGGUUAUUACUUUCCAGGGUGAAGAGAGCAGAGACAGAAUGCCUUUCUGCAACACAGCUAAAGCCACUUUUAGGAAACAGUGGAAGGACAGCUGCUUAAGGCACAUCAACAUUUAUUUUGCACAUCUAUCUAAACACAUGUAUAUGUACAGCAUAAAGAAUUGCCUCCAAUUCACAGUUUAAACAUAUCAGUUACUCUUUCAGCAUUUCACCAGCCAUGAAUGGUGCUAGUGUUUUCCACCAAUGACCGCUAUUUUAAUGACAUUUCUCUGCAGCAAAAUCUGAUGAGUUUAGGAAGUUUGAGAGCCAGGAAAUGCAGCUCAGUUUCUGAACAACUGAGAAAGCCGGGAGAGUUCAUUUCAAUCAUCUUCUUGCCUUAUAGCAUGGAUUCCUAAGCGCUAAGGGCAGUAACGCUAGUACAGAGGGAGAAGCCAAACCAAACUUUUAAAGUACGGCUCUUAAACCAUCAAGCUUAAUUUCCCAACAUCUCAUCAGCAGGUGAAAUUUUGGCGCAUGCCCUUGUGGAUGCUGAUGUCAAAUGAAUGGGCAUAUGUGCCAAGAUCUUACAGAACAAGAAGAGAUUUUGGAGGUCUUCCAAGCUUACCUUUUAUUUUACCAACAGAGAAACUGAGACUCAUGGGAGCUCUCGCCUAACACACACAUACACACACACCCUAUGUCUGAGUCUUAUGCUGAAUCAUGGCUGGCAGAAAAUAUUAUGGUUUGGGCUUAAGAAAAAGGAAGGACAACAUGACUCAAAGCUGGGUCCCCUGCUCCAUUGAGGUUCGUGUGGCCCUGUAGGGCUGGGGGCCACCCAUGUAGACCUGCUUCAGGAGCCAUUUGAGGGGGUCAGAUUAGGUGGAUUUGACCAAAACGUGAAUAAACUUCCAAACAAACCAAGAGUCAAGGUGUGACUCAGGUUCUGCCUGUACAGCGGGGCUCAAUCUGUGCAUGGGAGCUAUGGGGCCACAGCGUGAUUAGAGCAUAAAGGGAGACAGAGCAGGUACAGUCCUCACACACAGAAUCUUAAGACCUGAUCAGAGAAAUGUAAUAUUCCUUCGUCUAGGCAGCAGCAGAAACCCUGUAACUAAAUGCUGCAUCGUGUGGCUGAGAUUUUAAGUGUUGUAGGUGUUCUGGGGGGAGAUAAAUGAAAAUCAAGGUUAUUGGCUGAUCCUAGAGGGGGCUUAGCAUUGUCUGAUGGGGAGGGAAUAAAGGCAAACUUUUCCAGCAGAAUUGAAAGCUUGGAGGUCUCAUGGCUCAGACCCCAAGGAAGCCUGUCUGACGGGUGUUCUCCAGGAGCACCUGUCCGCCUGAGCAAUGGACUUGAGCCCUGGGACUGAUAUCCAUCACUAUCUACUAAACCGUUACUGAAACAAGUAUUCCCCCCAAACUAGGUAUAAAGUAAUUAUAUUUAUAUAACUAUAAAUCCACAGUGAUAUAAUUACACUUACCAAAUGGAAAAUCCAAAAUAAAUUGCCAAUAAAUAUAAACAAAACCAUCAACCGGUAGUAUCCCAUUGGUGGAACUGAAUUAAUUGGUUAAAAUUAGAACCACUAGUUUUAUUUGCCAGAUGAUGCUGUCUUGCGGAAACUAAAGAAUAAAUUUGUUUUAACCAGGGUUCAUUAAUGAAACUGUAAAAAAAAAAAAAAGAGAGAGAGAGAGAGAGAGAAAUAUUAUAAAUAAAAAUGUCCAUUGUACAUCUUGUAUUAAGACUACUGAAAAUGAAUUAUUACAAGUUGGCACAGAGAAAGGAAGAAAGGAUCCAGGCCAUCCGUCUGCUGGCGUCACAGUUGUGGAACUAAGAAGCAUGGCAGCUCAGCCAUCCAGUCACCUUACUCUCUCUCAGCAAAUAAAACUUCAUUCAGCCCAGCAGAAAUAUUUGACUUUCACAUGCAUACACAUUAUCAAGCAAGUAUAAAUACCUGCCUUUGUUUUUUAAAAGCCUAGAGCUCUUAAAUUAUUAUUCUCCCCCACAUGAUCAUUUUAAUGAUGACAAAGCAAAGUCUUCAUUUACAAAAUUUAUGAAAACUCUGGCCUCAUUCCAUGAAAAUGUCUUUUGAUGGCACAUUACCACUGCAGGGGAAGUUGUGUCUUUUUUCUUAUUGGCUUUAAAAAAAAAAAAAAAUCCAGCGCUGGUAAUAAUGGUUACCAGCGGUUACUGAGCACUUAUGACGGGACAGUGUUCUUCUAAAUUUUUUCACUCGAAUGUUUGCGUGUAAUCCUCACAUCAACCCUAUAGGACAGAUGCUAUUUUUAAUCCUCAUUUUUUCAGAGGAGGCUACUGAGGCAUUGAGAAAUAAAGUAACUGGCUCAAGGUCACGUAGCCAAUGGAUGCUGAAGCCUGGAAUGCAGGCAUCUAAUUCCAGGGUCUGCUGCUCCCAGGAGUAGAUUCAAAAUAACCACAGAAAGGAUGUUGUUCUUUGACAUUAGUCUAAUCCAGCAUGACCACAGCCAGAUACUUGUAGCCUCACGAUCACAUGUAAACAGGGUGCCAUGCACCAUUAUAAGCAUCAACAGUUAUAAGUCUUCCCCGAACACAUUUUACAAAUGGAGAUGUGUGUGAGGCUUACACUCACUUGUAAUAUUAUCAGAGACAUGGAAGCAGAGACUAUGAAAGUCCUCCUAGAACUCACCAACUCCCAGGCUGAGAAGGGAGCUGACUGGGCUGGGCGUGCCAGAAAACAGAGGGUGGAGGAGUUGAUCUGCCGGAAAUGGAAAGAGACAUGAUAAGGGUAAGGAUGGCGUGGGAGGAAGAGUCCCGAGGCAGAAGGCCAGCUGCAGGGAGGUCCUGCUGCAACAAUCUCUGUAAGAGCGAAGCUUCCAGAACAGAGCAGAGAACCUGGGGCUGCCCACGUUUCACCCGAAUCACCAGGGCCAGUUCAGAACAGGAAGAGAUUCCAGAUCUAUUGCGUUGACAUAAUCAACGCCCAUUACCUCUGAGAUUAUUCACUGGUGAGGAGGACCCCAUCUGCAGAUGUCCUGAAUACCUCUGAGUACAGAAAUCGAUCAUUCAACCAGGAUACCUAAUUCAAGACCUGCAGGAACCAGGAGAGACAGACAUUUUGAUAGUUUUGUGACGUUGGACCGAACAGAAUGAAGUACUCUUGCUGUGCCCUGGUCUUGGCCGUCCUGGGCACAGAACUACUGGGAAGCUUCUGUUCUUCGACUGUCAGAUCUCCGAGGUUCCGAGGACGGAUGCAGCAGGAACGGAAGAACAUCCGGCCCAACAUCAUUCUUGUGCUGACCGAUGAUCAGGAUGUAGAGCUGGGGUCCCUGCAAGUCAUGAACAAAACCCGAAAGAUUAUGGAGCUCGGGGGAGCCACUUUCACCAACGCCUUCGUGACGACACCCAUGUGCUGCCCCUCGCGCUCCUCCAUGCUUACGGGCAAGUACGUGCACAACCACAACGUCUACACCAACAACGAGAACUGCUCUUCCCCCUCCUGGCAGGCGGUACACGAGCCACGGACGUUUGCCGUCUAUCUGAACAGCACUGGCUACAGAACAGCCUUUUUUGGAAAAUACCUCAAUGAGUAUAAUGGCAGCUACGUCCCUCCUGGGUGGCGAGAAUGGCUUGGAUUAAUCAAGAAUUCUCGUUUCUAUAAUUACACUGUUUGUCGCAAUGGCAUCAAAGAAAAGCAUGGAUUUGAUUAUGCAAAGGACUACUUCACAGACUUAAUCACUAACGAGAGCAUUAAUUACUUCAAAAUGUCUAAGAGAAUGUAUCCCCAUAGGCCCAUUAUGAUGGUGAUCAGCCACGCGGCGCCCCACGGCCCCGAGGACUCGGCCCCACAGUUUUCAAAACUGUACCCCAAUGCCUCCCAACACAUAACUCCUAGUUAUAACUAUGCACCAAAUAUGGAUAAACACUGGAUUAUGCAGUACACAGGACCCAUGCUGCCCAUCCACAUGGAAUUUACAAACGUCCUGCAUCGCAAACGGCUUCAGACUUUGAUGUCAGUGGAUGAUUCUGUGGAAAGGCUGUAUAACAUGCUGGUGGAGACGGGUGAGCUGGAAAACACUUACAUCAUCUACACCGCCGACCACGGUUACCACAUCGGCCAGUUUGGGCUGGUCAAGGGGAAAUCCAUGCCAUAUGACUUUGAUAUCCGCGUGCCUUUCUUUAUUCGUGGUCCAAGUGUAGAACCAGGAUCCAUAGUCCCACAGAUCGUUCUAAACAUUGACCUGGCCCCAACCAUCCUGGACAUUGCUGGGCUCGACACGCCUCCCGACGUGGAUGGCAAGUCUGUCCUCAAGCUUCUGGACCUGGAGAAACCAGGUAACAGGUUUCGAACAAACAAGAAGGCCAAAAUUUGGCGUGAUACAUUCCUCGUGGAAAGAGGGAAAUUUCUGCGUAAGAAGGAAGAUUCCAACAAGAACAUCCAACAGUCAAAUCACCUGCCCAAAUAUGAGAGGGUUAAAGAACUGUGCCAGCAGGCCAGGUACCAGACCGCCUGUGAACAACCUGGGCAGAAGUGGCAGUGCGUCGAGGACACGUCUGGCAAGCUUCGAAUUCACAAGUGCAAAGGGUCCAGUGACCUGCUGGCCGUGCGGCAGAGCGCGAGGCAGCUCUUUUCUCGUGGCUUCCACGACAAGGACAAAGAGUGCAGUUGUGGAGACAACGGUUAUCGGGCCAGCAGAAGCCAGAGGAAGAGUCAGAGGCAGUUCCUGAGGAACCAGGGAACCCCGAAGUACAAGCCCAGAUUUGUCCAUACCCGGCAGACACGUUCCUUGUCCGUCGAAUUUGAAGGCGAGAUCUAUGACAUAAACCUGGAAGAAGAAGAACUUCAGGUGUUGCAACCAAGAAGCAUCACCAAGCGUCACAGUGAAGGCCGCCAGGGGCCGGGAGGGCACCAGGCUGCCAGCGGUGGCGACGGGGACACCAUGCUGGCCGACAGUGGCAAUGCCGUGGGCCUACCCACCACCGUCCGGGUGACGCACAAGUGCUUUAUUCUUCCAAAUGAUACAAUCCAUUGUGAGAGAGAGCUUUAUCAAUCAGCCAGAGCCUGGAAGGACCACAAGGCAUACAUUGAUAAGGAGAUUGAAGCUUUGCAAGAUAAAAUUAAGAAUUUAAGAGAGGUGAGAGGACAUCUGAAGAGAAGGAAACCUGAGGAGUGUGGCUGCAGUAAACAGAGCUAUUACAACAAAGAGAAAGGUGUAAAAAAGCAAGAGAAAUUAAAGAGCCAUCUUCACCCAUUCAAAGAAGCUGCUCAGGAAGUAGACAGCAAACUGCAGCUUUUCAAGGAGACCCGCAGAAGGAAGAAAGAGAGGAAGGAGAAGAAACGGCAGCGGAAGGGGGAGGAGUGCAGCCUGCCCGGCCUCACCUGCUUCACCCACGACAACAACCACUGGCAGACGGCGCCGUUCUGGAACCUGGGCUCUUUCUGUGCGUGCACCAGUUCUAACAAUAACACCUACUGGUGUCUGCGGACAGUUAAUGAGACGCAUAAUUUUCUUUUCUGCGAGUUUGCCACUGGCUUUCUGGAGUAUUUUGAUAUGAAUACAGAUCCUUAUCAGCUCACCAACACUGUGCACACGGUAGAAAGGGGCGUUUUGAAUCAGCUACACGUGCAACUGAUGGAGCUCAGGAGCUGUCAAGGGUAUAAGCAAUGCAACCCCAGACCUAAGGGCCUUGAACUUGAGGACAGUUAUGGGAUGGAUGGGAAGGUUAACCUGGCCCCUCUCACUGCAGACGUCAACUGGCAAGGCCUGGAGGAGGUUUACGGUGGGAAUGGAAGCGUCUACGAGGACAGACAGAACUCUAGACUUAGUCUGGUUGACUGGACUAAUUACUUGAAGGAUGUAGAUAGAGUAUUUGCACUGCUGAACCGUCACCAUGAGCAAAAUAGAAUAAACCAGACUACACGUGCUCAGAGUGAUGGGUUCCUGGCUGUGUCUGCUGAGCGCUCUGCUCCGGCAGAGACAGCCUCCGCGGAGUCAGAUAAAGACCCCGGGCGUAGGGUUGAAGAAGCGCCUCCUUUGACCUUGCCAGCUGACCUUCCAACCCUGCAUUCGAAUCGACCCACAUUCAGUCCCGAGAGUAAACUUGAAUGGAAUAACGACAUUCCGGAAGUCAAUCGUUUGAAUUCUGAACACUGGAGAAAUCAUAAAACUGACAAAUGGAUGGAACGUGAAGGGAUCCAGCGUCUUGAACCUGAUUGGAGUGGCGAUGGCCCGGCCGAGCUGGGGCAGCCCAGGAGCGGGCACCAGAAGGCACUUCCCCAGGACGAUCACCCAAGAGAAGAUGCUGCCGACGACCGCCUGCAUCUUCCUGUGCGGAUGAUGAAAGUGUCCACCGUGGAGCAGGCUGCUUCCUCCAGCAGCACCGAGAGGAUGUCGAACAAGGUGGAAGAGAAUCACAGAAGGGGGAGCUACCAGGGUCAGGAAGGCAGUGCCUCCUUUCCACUCUCCUCUGAUUAGAUGCCCUGUUCCCUUACCCUAAACACAGUAUUUUUUUUUUUUUUUAACUUUUUCCUAGUCAACUAAUAAAGGCAAUCAUGACAACCAA
Messenger RNA from Sus scrofa (pig), 8424 nucleotides. It is a transcript of the gene SULF1, whose product is annotated as sulfatase 1. Gene Ontology annotation, molecular function: calcium ion binding; N-acetylglucosamine-6-sulfatase activity; glycosaminoglycan binding. Lineage: Eukaryota; Metazoa; Chordata; Mammalia; Artiodactyla; Suidae. Gene Ontology annotation, cellular component: cell surface; endoplasmic reticulum; plasma membrane. Gene Ontology annotation, biological process: negative regulation of fibroblast growth factor receptor signaling pathway; positive regulation of vascular endothelial growth factor production; heparan sulfate proteoglycan metabolic process. The record is from RefSeq and is a predicted model, not a curated record.